AUGUUGUGUUCUAACAGAUUUCCGCUGCCCGGGUCGCCCUCUACAUGUUCGCUUGACACCGUUAUAAUCCCCAUCCCGUCCUUUGUCCUCUUCGUGGGCAUUGGCCUUCUUGUCUGUCUGCGACCGACUCUGAAACACGACUCCGACGACUUCUCGCAAGUUCGGCCCCAACGAUGGUCCCUCUGGCUGCACAUGUUCUUCGUAUUCGCCGCCUUUGGCAUGUCCGUCCUCGAGAUCGUCCGCCUCGCCCUCGCAGACCGGGGCGUAGGCCUGCUGCCUGCCACGCCCGCUGCCAUGCUUUUGAUUCUAUGUUUACUGUGGUUUGAACGGAAUGGGCGCACACACGCCAUCAGCGUCAUGUUGCUGAUAUACUGGCCGUUCCUUGUUGUAUUCGAGAUCAUCAAAGUGUUGCGGGUACAUAUGCUGCUGGAACUUUCCCCAGCGAAAGAUACACCUUUCCCUGCCUCCGAUCAAUUGACGGACAACAUUGUCAUGACGGGGCUGUUUGCGCUGCUUAUGGGCUUCGAAGCGUAUAGCCUCAUCCGCGCUCGACGACUCCGAAGACAGGCGAGGAGUGGUGGCCAACUAGGCCGAAUGCUCGCUGCAUCGGCAUCGUUGCUGAACAUCAAAGUUGUCAUUCUCGAUGUCGGCACAGCUGGACCCGCCAAGCAAGUCGUCUUCCCAGUAUCUCCUGAUCACACCCAUAUCGACGGCUCCUUCGCUGAUCCAGACAAAAUUCGUGAAUUGGCCUCGAAAGUCGACGUUCUUACAGUGGAAAUUGAGCACGUCGAUGCGGAUGCUCUCGAUGCUAUCGGAAAUGCCAACCAAUCUCGGCUGCAAAUCCACCCACACCCAUCAACCAUCAAAAUAAUACAGGACAAGUUACGCCAGAAAGAGAUGCUUCAAUUUCAUAAACUCCCCGUGGCACCGUUUCUGCAGGUAGAUUCUACUCCUGAGUCUAUUCAAAACGCUAUCGGUAUACUUGGCCUACCCUUGAUGGUCAAAAGCCGAACUCUAGCAUACGAUGGACGAGGCAACUACGUGGUGCGCAGUAUCGAUCAAAUUCCCGACGCUAUAGCAGCACUUGGAAAUCGCCCCCUGUACGUUGAGAAAUGGAUGCCAUUCCGCAAGGAAGUCGCCGUCAUGGUCGUGCGUACGAUAGACGGCGACGUGAAAUCAUACCCCCUUGUCGAGACAAUACACAAGGACAGCAUCUGCCAUUUGGUGUUUGCCCCGUUUCGUGGAGUGACUAAUCGAGCCAAAAUUGUUGCUGAGAAUGCCGUUCGCAAUUUGAGCGGUGCGGGUAUCUUUGGUGUCGAGAUGUUUCUCAUGGAAGACGGUGAGAUCCUCAUCAACGAGAUCGCUCCACGGCCACACAAUUCUGGACAUUACACGAUCGAAGCUUGCGAAACAUCACAGUAUGAGAACCAUCUACGCGCUAUAUUGGGGCUGCCUCUUGGUUCUACGGAGCUCAAAGUUCCUUCCACUGCGAUGCUCAAUAUCAUAGGCGCCUCGUCCUCAAUGUCAGAAAUCACAUCAUUAACUCGAGUGGCCUUGUCGAUUCCUGGGGUGAGCGUUCAUCUAUAUGGGAAGUCGGAGUGCCGCAAAGGUCGAAAAAUGGGACAUAUUACCAUCGUGGGCGAUUCGGAUGCUCAAGUUAGAUCAAGGCUUCGCCCGUUGCUCGAAGCACUACCAAAUGGCUCUCCUGAAGAAACGAACACCUACGCUCCCGUAUCCCCAGGACCUGGUUCAGGAUUUUCUGACGCGCAUCCUCUUGUCGGAAUAAUCAUGGGAUCAGAUUCCGACUUACCCGUUAUGCUACCUGCAGCAAGAAUACUCGACCAUUUCAAGAUCCCUUAUGAACUUACAAUUGUUUCCGCACAUCGUACUCCUGAUCGGCUCGUCGAAUACUCUCGAGGCGCAGCUAGCAGAGGCUUGCGAGUCAUCAUUGCUGGAGCCGGCGGCGCAGCGCAUCUCCCUGGUAUGGCGGCUGCUAUGACUCCUAUACCAAUAAUAGGUGUUCCCGUUAAGGGGAGUUCUCUUGACGGGGUAGAUUCGUUGCACAGUAUUGUCCAAAUGCCUCGUGGGAUACCUGUCGCGACCGUGGCCAUCAAUAACGGGGUGAAUGCGGGGCUUCUCGCCGUCCGCAUGCUUUCUACCGGAUCACCCAGCCUUUUAAUAGCGAUGGAGGACUACAUGAAAACGAUGGAAAAGGAAGUCUUAGAGAAGGUCGACAAUCUGGCAGGGGUAGGAUGGGAAAAAUAUGUGGUCAAACGGUCAUGA
Messenger RNA from Pleurotus ostreatus (oyster mushroom), 2283 nucleotides. It is a transcript of the gene ADE2, whose product is annotated as phosphoribosylaminoimidazole carboxylase ade2. The record is from RefSeq and is a predicted model, not a curated record. Gene Ontology annotation, molecular function: phosphoribosylaminoimidazole carboxylase activity; metal ion binding; ATP binding. Bases 1 to 2283 code for a protein of 760 amino acids. The transcript has 7 exons. Gene Ontology annotation, biological process: 'de novo' IMP biosynthetic process. NCBI's taxonomy places the organism in Eukaryota, Fungi, Basidiomycota, Agaricomycetes, Agaricales, Pleurotaceae.